GCGGCGGGGCGGGGAGUGUGCGCGCGAGCUGCGCCUGGCUCACUGAGGCCGGCGGCUGCCUGCGGAGCGGCGGCGGCGGCGCCUUUGGAGAGCUGCGGGUCCCCCUCGCCACCAUGUCCCCGCGCUGCGCGGCGGCCGCCUCGCCGGAGGACACGGGAGGAUGAGGCGGAGGCGGAGGCGGCGGAGGAAGGAGGAGGCGGCGGCGAGGCAGGCGGCGGGAGGCCGGCGGAGGCGGAGGGGCAGCGGAGGAUGAAGUGGGGUGUCCGGGGAGCCUGCGCCGCGCUCUCCAGCUGCCUCCUGCUCGCCUGCGCGCUCAGCGCCGCCGCCGUGGGCCUCAAGUGCUUCUCGCUGGGCUCGGAGCUCAAGGGGGAGCCCUUCCGCCUGGGCACCGCCGCCGGCGCCUUCUACUCGGGGCUGCUGCUGGCCGCCGGCCUCUCGCUGCUGGGCUCGGCGCUGCUCUGCUGCCGCCCGCCGGAGGGGGAGGCGGCCGGGGGCCAGCAGCAGCCCGCGGCGGCGGCGGGCGGGGGCGGCGGGGCGGCGCCGCCGGGGGGCCGGCAGAACUUCCUGCUGCUGGGCGCGCUGGUCUUCAUGCUGGGCGUGCUGAGCGCCUUCGCCGGGGCCGUCAUCGACGGCGACACGGUGUCGCUGGUGGAGAGGAAAUACUCGCACUACUGCGGCCCGGGCCCGGGCGGCGGCGGCGGCCCGCGGGCGGCGGGCGCGGCGCUGCGCUGCCAGAAGCUGCGGGACUACCAGCGCGGCUUGGUGCUCUCCACCGUCUUCAACGCGCUCGAGUGCCUGCUGGGCCUGCUCAGCCUGCUGCUCGUCCGCAACUACAAGGCGGCCCAGCAGCGCGGGCUCCGCCGGCAGCGCCGCCGCCAGCAGCAGCGGCCGGCGCCGAGCGGGCGGAGACGGAGGCGGCGGCGGGGCGGAGGCGGGGGAGCGGGCGGGCGGCGGGCGCCGCGGCCGAGCCAGGGCUCCAUCUUCUCCAGCGAGGAGCCCGAGCUGUCCCCGGCCGACUGCCCCUUCCAGGCCGUCUCCUACAUCAACGUGGGCGUCUUCCACGUGUUCGACGAGGCCGGCGUGGAGGUGCACUGCGGCGGGCACCCCUCCCUGGAGCUGCCCGGCUACUCGCCCAUGGACCCCGAGCUCAACCCCUCCUAUCCCUACUGCUACCCGCUGCCCCACGAGCAGCCCCCGGCCUACGAGGAGAUCUACCCCGGGGAGGCCUGCGCCAACAGCAGCUAGCGAGGGGCUGGCCCCGGGGAACCGCACCUGCGCUGACAAUCAGCCGCUGGCACCCGGCGGCCCCUGCCCCAGCUUUUGGGGAACAUACGCCGGGCAGCAUCAGCCCCCUCUCCUCACCGGCCCGCGCAAGAAGCGCGCGUCCCUCGUCUCUCUGCGCUAACGCCUGCUGCGGCUAAGCGCCUUGCAAAAGCUCAGCCUCAGUCUCCCGCAGCCUCGAGCGCCAUCGCUGCAUUUAGUGAUACCCUGGCCGGAGCCCCACCGUUCGCUGCUCCUGCUGGUGAAGAAGGCUGGGGCGUGACUGAGCAGUCCCACUAGCACAUUUUUCACUAUCAUGGUUCUGCCUGCUGGAGUUUUUCCAUCUGUCUUGUCUGCUAAAUAUCAAGAUCAAGUUUUAAAAGGCUGGACAAGAAUCAUUUAAGAGUUGGUUCUUCCCGUCCUGAUGUCUCUUUGGCCAAUUUUUUUUAAAAGUGAAUCAUCAUCAUCAUAGUCUUUUCUUCAGCUUUAAAACGGUACAAAAGUAUACCAUUUAUAAUAACCAGCCAGUGUAAGGGGAAAAGUGUAAGGAAGCUUCUUUACCUCUCAAACAGAGAAAUUUUUAACAACGAAAAGACGUUCCUGUAAUGUUUACCACAGCUGUUAGGGGAAAUUCUUAUGUUUACACUUUCUUGAAGAUUUAAAUUCUAUUUAAAAUGUAGUGAGAAUUAAAACCUGUGUUGGGUCUGGUAGGAUGCACAUUAAAAAAAACCUGCACUUUCAAAAGGAAAAAGAUACAGCAACAUUUUUGUACACUAAUGUGCCUGCUUUUGUUUAACUUCUUACUGUAAAAGCUUUCGAAAGUCUACAGCGAAAAGGUUUGGUAGAUUCAUUGCAAUCUAAAAUUAAUCACUUUACUAAAAUAAUUGAGAUGUUAGUGGGAUAUAGGAAUUAAAAGGAAGUCCAAAUGUAACGUACAUUCCUUUUUGUAAACAAGUUCUGUGUUUUUAAUGCCAGGCAGGACUUAGUUUUGUUUUACACAAGUUUAGUUUUGUACAACUACAUAGUUUCUCUUGUAAAGAAUUUCAUCUUAUUGUUAUAAAUUCAUCAAUCUGGUAAGCUUGAAUAUUAAAGUUUAUUUUAAAAUAUA
Molecule: messenger RNA, 2368 nt
Organism: Dermochelys coriacea (leatherback sea turtle)
Lineage: Eukaryota; Metazoa; Chordata; Testudines; Dermochelyidae
Gene: TMEM271
Product: transmembrane protein 271
Exons: 1
Coding region: 250-1245 (331 amino acids)
Source: RefSeq, a predicted model, not a curated record